Molecule: messenger RNA, 969 nt
Organism: Macrosiphum euphorbiae (potato aphid)
Lineage: Eukaryota; Metazoa; Arthropoda; Insecta; Hemiptera; Aphididae
Source: the annotation of a GenBank genome assembly
AUGGAGUACGAAAUUGCUGAUUUUAAUAACGUUUUGAAUGGCAGUGAUUGGUCAAUCACAGCACGUGUACUAAAAAAAUCCGAUGUUCUUCCAUUUAAAAAUGGCAAUGGAAAAUAUUUUUCAACAAUAUUAAUUGACAAAACUACUGAUAUAAGAGCUACUGCUUUUGGAGACGAUGUUGACCGUUUAUUUUCACAACUUCAGGUAAAUCAUGUUUACAAUAUUAAAAAUGGAGAAAUCAAAAGAGCAGAAAAGGCAUACAACAAUACAAAACAUGAUUAUGAAAUCAUUUUUAAUAGUUCAACAAUUAUAGAGAGGUGUGGAGUUACUGAUAUUCCCAGUCAUCCACAGCUUAAAACAAUUGAAAAUGUUUUUUCAAUGGUUCUAAACACUUUAAUUGAUACUAUUGGAAUAAUAAUUAAGAUAGAACAGUUAAAGACAAUUAAAAAAAAUAACUGUAAUGAUAUAUACAAAUUAAGAAAUAUCAUACUAGCAGACAGUACUGGCAGCGUUACCGUUACUCUAUGGAAUACAGAAGCUACUGAUUGUAAUGCCAGCGAAGGGGAUAUUAUGUCAAUAAUAGGAGGAAAAAUUAUUGAUUUCAAAAAUGUUAAGAAAAUAAGUGUGACUGGAUCUUCAAAAAUCGAAAUUAAUCCUUAUUGGAAUGAAACCUUAGAUCUCCAAAGCUGGUACAAAGAAUUUGAAAAAAAAAAACUUUUAAAUCUAUCUCAAGUGUCUGUCGGUUCUCAAGAACUUCAUAUGUUUGAAAUUUCUCAAAGUAAUAGAAAUACAACUGAAUACGAACGUAUUUUGCAACAAAACAAAAUUGAUGAGGAUUUGAUUUCUAAAAGAUUACUGGAGCUGAAUGACGAAGAGCAUAAGAUAAAAACGGAAAGAGCUGAUUUAAAUUUUAAGAAACAGCGACUUUCAAUCGAACGAGAGAGUAUUAAAAGUCAUUUGGAAAACUAA